GCAAGGAGUCCAUCUGCACAAAAUCGAGCAGUUUGGAGUUGGGAGAUUCCGAAUCGAGUGUAAUAAAUUAAAUAACUAGUUUCCGAAUUAAUUCCUAGUUUAAUUACGAAUUCAUAAGUAUAUAAUUCCUUGAUCACAAAGCAAGUAGUCCAUCGGCAGAAAUCAGUUGGGAUUUGGGAGAUUCCAAAUCCUGGUGUAAUCUGAGUAACUAGUUUCUAAUUAAUUUCUUUCGUUUUUGGAAACUAAAAAUUGAAGAUGAUCAUUGCCAAUCUCUAUAUAUAUGUAAGUAUUGUUUCUUCAUUCAGAUCAUUUGCCCUCUCUCACAAAUCAAAUUGUAAGAAUACAAAGUGCAGUAUAGUAGCUCCAAUUCAAUUGAGAGUAUCGAUCAUGGCGGUGAAGUUGAUAUUCUCGCGGCUUCCAGGCGGAGGCUACGCUCAGCUGCGGGGCGGCUAUUCCAAUUUGGACCUCCUCGCCGCCGUCUGCGUCGCUGAUUCCGAGAUGGAACAAAACCACCUUAACAACAAUUCUUCUUCUUCAUCGCCUAAUUCGGUGAUUCCCAGGAAUAAGAGGAGCAGCCGCCGUAGAACCAGUGAUUCCGUCUUGAAAUGUGUCGUCUCCGCCUUCAAAAGGUUGUCAAUCGGAGGAGGACCCGGCAAUCAGAAGAAAAGGACGGCCAUGAAAAUCAUGAACCGGGUCGGCGCCGAUGAUAACCGGCAGCCGGCGGCGGGGGAGUUGACGGCAGAUUGUGUUUGUCCCUCGUACAGCUCCCUCCUAUGCGACAAACACUUGGAAUGAUUCACUCUGGUCGACGAUGAAAAAACAUUAGCGUAGUGCUUUUUCAUUUUUCUGGAAUUAGUAUGAAUUCAAUAUAAUUAAAGUAGCUGGAUUUUGACAUUCAUUUUUGGAUGAUGUUUUCAU
Cuscuta europaea is the source of this 918-nucleotide messenger RNA. NCBI's taxonomy places the organism in Eukaryota, Viridiplantae, Streptophyta, Magnoliopsida, Solanales, Convolvulaceae. The record is from the annotation of a GenBank genome assembly.